GUGGAUUUGGGUGGGGGUGGGGGUGGUUUUAUAAAUGCCGGACGAUUGCCAUCUCCACAGUCUUGGGAACGGUAAACUGGAAAUUUUACAAAAUGGGAGGAGAGUCCAUUGACUGUACUAGAUGCAGAGUCAGGAUACGGAAACUGUUUUCACGCAUUAUUUUCGAGGAGGCUCAGUCGACUUUACGUUUCAGGAAUUGGGGAGAGAUGGGACAGACUGGAUGCAGCCUGGGCUAUCGCCAUCGUACAAAUUGUACGGGGAGACCCGAGGCGUAAAGCGUACUUCUAUGCGACUCAAAAGUUCAGGCGCAAGUCGAAAGUGGUGUUCAAUGUGGAAGGGCCAAUUCGCCUGAAAACGGUGGAACCAGUGUUUAUCUCGUCCACGGCCACAAUUCUUCUUGCCUUCAUUAGUUUAAUUGUUGAGAUAAGAUCGGGAUAUCCGGCCCACUCAAGGAAACUAAAGUGUGAAAUAGUAUCGGUAAUUAGAGUAAAAUCGGAAAUGUUGAAAUUGUUACAUGAAUCAUGUAAAUGUUUCAAUAUCUCAUCAACCCACAGCGUUACUAAUUGUUGUUGUCACGGUGAGAUGAGAACAAUCACAAUAAACUAAUUCUUAAAAAACACUUAGCCAACUUGCAGCAAAAUUCAAUGAAAUAUAUACCACCGGAAUUGUUCCUGACGAAUGGACUCUUAUCUUACUCCGACCGAUUUUUAAAAAAGGUGACCCUAACUUACCCUCUAAUUAUCGCCCCAUUGCUCUUGCCACAACGAUUUUAAAAAUCUUUACUACAAUCCUCUCAAAUCGUCUUCAGAGCUGGGCAGAAAAGUAUGGACACUUCUCUCCAUUCCAGGCAGGGUUCAGGAAGAAAAUGGAAACUCUAGAGCAAAUAUUCUGCCUCCUAACCCUUAUCCAAUCCAAACUACGGAAUCCUAGUGGAAAGUUAUUUGCGAUUUUCAUCGAUGCAAAAAUGGCAUUUGAUUCCUGCCUCCACGAUAGAAUGUGGAAAGUAUUGAGCAAGAGAGGAAUAAGUUCAAAGUACCUGAAAGUUCUGACAUCACUCUAUAGUAAAGCUAAUGGACAAAUCCUCACUCCAAACGGACUCACAUCAUCGUUUCAAUUCCAAAAAGGAGUUUUGCAAGGGGAACCACAAUCAUCAUGCCUCUUCAAUUAUUUCAUAGAUGGUCUUGCAAGACGAUUGCAAAGAAGCGGCAUCUCUCCCGUCAAAAUUGGUUCAACUGACUUUCACAUCCUUAUGUUUGCCGAUGAUGUCGUCAUCGUUGCUAAUUCUGCUGAUGCUCUUCAGGGAAAAAUAAAUGUUGCUGCAAAGUUCUUUAAAGACCGUGGUUUACUGUGCAACAUUUCAAAAACGAAAGUGCUCAUCUUCGCCAAGAAAAAACCCAGCGGACUCCCAUCUUUCAAAUGGAACAAUGAUGCUAUUGAGAAUGUAAAUUCUUACACAUAUCUAGGAGUGACAAUGCAUAGAAAUGGCACCUUCAACCAUGCUCAUAAAGAAUUUUAAGAAAAGGCAACUGCAGGAUGAAAGUUCUUCAUAUUACAAGAAGAUCUGGGGUUCCACCUUUAUCUACACAAUUUAAACUAUUUAACUCCAUCGCACGGGCUACUCUUCUUUAUGGGUCACCAAUCUGGGCAAUGAAAUUCGUGGACGACAUCGAUAAAUUACAAAUUCGUUUUCUUAAAAGGUUACUCAGACUCCCCCCAUCAGCACUUGAUUACUUCGUGAGACUGGAAACCGGCGCACGGGAUACCCGAAUACAGCACCUUGCAGACACAUUGGGCUUCUGGGAAAGGGUAUACAAGAAAAAAGACGACUCUCCAGCAAAGCAAUGCUUGAUUACACAAAUGAAAUGGUCUCGGCUCAACUCGACCCCUAUGCAACGAAAACACUGCUGGGGAGAAGAUUUUCUUAACCUUCUCAAACUCGCAAAAUGUGGAAACCCUCCCUCAACAUUGACAUCCCUUAGCACGAUGAGGAAAUCCCUUCUCACAAACUACGAGCUGCACCUUAAAAAUCAAGACGUUCACAGGAUGCAAAAUUCCCACUUCAUACCGAACUACCAAUUAAUCAAACCAAAAACCGACACAGAAGGUUACUUCAACAUGAAUCACUCCAUGCAGAAAUGCAGUUUGAUGACUCAAUUACGACUUAAUAAGUUUAGCAUUAAAAUUGGACAAUCCUAUAUCCCUCUAAAUUCAAAUUGCCCAUUAUGCAGUGAUAUUUGUUCUGUUGAGCACCUUAUGUUUACCUGUACUUGUUUAAAAUCUGAACGACAAUCAUUAAUCUACCCAUUAAUUCCUAAUCUUAAUCCAAUUGAAUUUACCAAUAUGCAACUUUAUAUUGCUCUUUUUUCUGCGACAUGUACUGAUAAAGUUCUGAAUAACUUAUUUCUUUUUUGGCAUAAAGUCACAAAAUAUUUUGACCUAUGUUCCGACUAAUAAUUAAUUUUAAUUAUUUUUACAAUUUUACGAUUAUCAAUAUUAUGUAACCAUUUAUGAUGUGCAAAGGCUGUUGGCUAUGAUGCAAUAAAUCAAUUAUUAUUAUUAAGUGGAUGAUCUUUAUAUACUAAAUAUUUAAAUCCUCAAAUUUUUGUCAGGUAUUUAAAUACUCAAUAGUUAAUAUAAUAGUAAUUAAAUAGUAUUAGCAUCAGAAUUACCAACUCUGAAUUGUUGGGAUCCCGUUGAAUCGCCAACAACCAAUAUAAGCUAGCCUCAAAAUAAAGCAGUUCCUUAAACUAUGAGUUUUAAGGAACUACAUAACUUUAACUCCUGGAAAUGUUCGCAAAUAUUUGAGAAAAUUAUUUUCAGGUCAAAUUAAUAAAACUUAAAGUUACAAGCUGCAAAUGUGAAAAAGUUGUACAAAAGCUAAAGUACAAUUCACGUCUUUAAAAUUUUUAAUUUUAUGAAAAUUGUUACGCAAAUUUGUUUAAUUUUCAAAUGCUGUAGAAGCCGAAUUUUAACAAACUGUUCGAUUUUUGUCGCACUUCAUGAAAAUUAAUCUAUAAGUGUGGGACACCAAGAGAAUUCUUUGAAUUCGGCAAUUAACAACUUCAAAAUCCGAGUUUUGCAUCGCUUAAAAAUAUUCAAUUAAUAUUUAUAUAAAUAAUUAAAUCCUAAAUACCCGCAGUAUUCAAAUUACUUAAACACUAAUUACUUCAUACAUUUUAUGCCACUCAAUCAAGUAUUUAAAUAUUAAUUACUGAAUACUUGAAAUUUAAUUACUAAAUUUUGAAUAAUAAAUAAUAAAUACUAAAAUUCGAUAUUUAAGUGCCGUUCUUAAAUAGUUACCAAAGUAUUUAAAUACUACAACCCUGCCUUUCCUGACUCACCUCUCUUGACUCUAACUUUCUUGCAAUAUGAAUGUAUGAGUUUGUUUACUUAACAUAAAUUUCGUUCAUGUUCAUUCAUAUUUUAAGUAAACAAAUAGUUUCCGGUCAUAUUCUGGAAUAUUAUAACAAAGAUACACAUCUAAGGAGGUACCCAAAAUCAAGAAACGUCAACAUAUAUAUGUAAAUGAAAUUUAGGCCUAAAAUAUCAUUGAAGGUUUUUGUUAAGAGACGCGCGCGUAUCGUCAAAUCUCGCCCAAUGCUUACUUGGCAAUUGUAUGUAAAUUAUUGAAUAGCACGGAUGACGGAGGCUCAGUGGAAAACGACUUUAAGGUUUGACGUUAUUACCAAUCCUAAAUAAUCAGCAUUUCCGGAAUACAUUUUGAAUGCAUACAAAACCUAUGUAGCAGUCAAUUCUUGCCGACAUAAUAGCAAAUACAAAACACAAUUUUCUGUUUGCAGAUUUAUGCUCAAACGUAUGUAGAAUUGUUGUAGCCGAUAUUUUGAAUUAUCUUCACCAAAGUGCUCAUCUCUUAUAAACGAUAUUAAAGGAAAGGAACUUAUUUUAUAGAUUUUUCAUCAGACAAAUAAAUAAUAAGUAUAAAAAGGAUUCUGGAUAGAUUUUCACAAGUCUGCAAUUUCAUUUAUCAUGUUGUGUACCGAAAUUGUCCCGAUUCUAAAAUACCACCUGUGGGUGUAGCGUUCACAUGUGCCUCCCAUUCGACUUUGACGAAGGAUCCAAUCGAUUAGUUGGGGCCCGAUCAGUUCGACAAAUCAGAAUGUCUCAGUUUCAAUGCGUUCUUUCUACCUUCUACUGUUUCGCCAUGUUUCUCCUCCUCGCAAUCGGGGGCUUAUCAACGACUGAAAAGUUUCAAGCGUCACCCUUCUUCAUGCUGAAUCUCUUGGCAUGCAUUGUCCGUUGGAGCAACGUCAUAGGAAAUGACGCCAUUCAGAUUAUCAACUCAUUUUUGGAAUUUGAACAUUCCACUGUAAAAGCUAUUUCUUCAAAUACUGGGACUACUCCGGUGGCCAAAGCUAUGAAAUAUUUCAUUGCAUUGAUUCUAAUUUCCCUCCGGAUUAUAUCCAUCAUGCAAAUGACGCUGUUCCUCUUUGCCCCGUGCACAGUCCCCUUCAUUGUGUCGAUGUCGGUGGAAUGUAGAGGAAUUCGGACAGGGUUAGGCCCAUCUCGAUGGAUAGGGCAUAUCUUGGACACGUGGAUCCUGUCACAUGGCUGCUACUCAGCCGCCAUUCCAGUCCUCUUCGUCUUGUGCGUGGGAAUUGUAUGUUUUCUGACGUAUUUCGACGUCUUGACAAGUUACAGAAGAAGCCUCCGGCUCAUAACUUUUACCCACAUGGCGAGCUGCAUCCGGCUCUACCGAUCGAUCCAUCUGUUGGAGAAGUCGUUCAACGCUUUCCUCAUGCAGCGCAUCCUUCCGCCCUUCAUGUUAACUUGCAUCGGGCUGCAAAUCAUGGGUCUGUACGUGUGCAUUAUGCACCAAAAAGAUAUUCCGAUAGCUGGACUCUUGGUGUUCCACCUUCUCGGUGUGGACGCAAUGAUCUGCAGCAUCUUCACCAUGGCGUCCUUGGUCCAUACAAAAUCCACAAAUGUGUUGGAAAUGCUAGGAAGAACUGUGGCAGGAAUUGGCAAGAAUAGAAAAGUGGUCAGGCGAGAACUGAAAUCGCUGACAGUAAUGAACUUAAAAUUCGGGUCCAACUUUAUCGAUCGAGAAACGCCGUUAAACAUACAGUCAUUCGCUUGGAAUCAAACGGUGUCACUUUGUCUGAUCAAGUCUGGUCAGGGUAUUACCUAAAUUAGUUGAAAAUUUAAAAAUACAAAUCUUUCACCACAAAUUGUCCACGGAUUCAGUACAUGCUUCAAACCGGACGUCUUCACCACUGGAUUAUUACAAGAGGAGGAAAAUGUAUACAAAAUUGUACUAAGAAUUUUUUUUUGCUUUUUUAAAAAUCGAAUAAACUGGCACAACCUUACAUGAAAUAUUAAACGAUAUCCACAAACAAUAGUAAAAAUCGAGUCUAAAAUUAGGAAGAUUUCUAUCAUUUUGAUGACUCCAACUGUUUCAACGAAUAUUUACUCUUUGGUGGAAAGUGUUCUUACGAAAUUUCUUUAUUUAAUUUGCUACAUAUUGAAAUAUCAUCAUAAACACAUAAGAGAAGAAAUUAAUAAAAAAUUGUGAAGAGUGUGCAUUGUGACGGAACAUGGUCCUCAAAUAAACAAUGCGUAUUUUUAUGCCAUUCUAGUAUCCUGUGAUCCAAACACAACACAUACCUAACUGAAGCCGAAUUACUAAAACCUCUUCCCCCUCAGCAAUAUCAGCGAGAGGGUUUUAUCAAUGCAGAAAUUCUGCAUAAUCACAGGUGUUCCAUUAUCAAUGAAAUUCGAGCCAAACUUGAUUUUGAGCACGUUGCAGGCUAACAGUUCUUUUCUCACGAACUUCGACAUUCUUCCUUGAUGCGUCUUCUCAAAUAAGCUCAACAAGCGUUGCGACGCGCUGUAAACUUUUGAGGCAAGCGUGAUGAUCAGAAUGUUAUUGAUUCCGGCAGACAUCGCAAUGAUUGGGAAUAUGAGAAAGCCAGGUAUCGGGAUUUCUUGAUGUAAGGUGAAACACACGAAUAGGGUGGCGAUUUCGAUGGCAGGGAUGCAAAUCAUUAUCGCGGGUAGGAUGCGUUCCGUGAGGACGACGUUGAAUGAGUUGUCCAAAAUUUGUAUGUUGCGAUACAUUUGUAUAAAAUCCCGAGGGUCGUUAUGGGUUGACUUUGUUCUGAUAUGGCUGUUUUCAAAUUAAAUUGUUAAUAUGUUACUUUAGCUGAUUUGAAGUAUGUCUACAAAUAAAAGGAGUUCUACUGGUU
Messenger RNA from Folsomia candida, 6206 nucleotides. RefSeq lists its product as uncharacterized. Bases 4046 to 5149 code for a protein of 367 amino acids. Lineage: Eukaryota; Metazoa; Arthropoda; Collembola; Entomobryomorpha; Isotomidae. The record is from RefSeq and is a predicted model, not a curated record. The transcript has 5 exons.